GCUGUCAGUGUCAGUUCAUUUUAUCAGGGUUGGUUGAGUACUCUUUGACUCAUCCAUCAUUCAUUGUAUAAAUAUUAUUUUGAUAUUUAAUGUUCAAAUAAUUAGCUAUUCUCAGUUUUUUGGUACUUUGCAGAGCGGAAUAUAAUUAGAUAUUGAAUUAUGAAACUGGCAGUUGUGCACGAUUAUUGGUGUUGUUAAAACAGUGUCUACAAGUAGACCUUAGAAGUGUUAAUAAAUAUAGAAAAAACAUAUAUGCUUUAUUUUUACACAUAAAGCUAUUAACUGCAGACUGCAAGAGCUCCAAGAACAAAAAUUUCGUAAAAAUGCAUCUCGGAGUUAACAUAUCGAAUGCUCUGCAACAAUUAGAAAGCGUAAAAGCAGCUGUAGAUCAGAGUGAUGAUCCUAAGUUAAAGGCUGCAACCAAUGAUGACUUGAAUAUGCUGAUUAAUUUGUUGGAAAGUCCCAUACUGAAAAGCAUAGCAACAUUGCAUGACUCUGUUGGAAUGCUUGCAACGCAGGUUGCUCAUCACCCUUCCAUAAUUCCUGGUGACUUUGACAUCACUCCAGCAGGUGACCUUGCUCUUCAAGCAAGGAACUUGUAUGGAGGGCAUGAGGGGGAAGAGGAGCAGCGUGUGCCUCAGGUGUCACCACCUCACAGCCUGGAGUUUGGCUCUAGCUCUGAUAAUGAGCGCAUACUGGGGCUUGACAGUGGCUCUGUCGACUCCAAUAUGUCUCCUAAACAGACUCGUGGCUUACUGGACCUGUCAAGGACUGAUGAAUCCCUCGGUUCUAUGUCACACAGUAUUGUGGGCAGUGACUGGGCGCAGGUUGAAAUCAUUAACCUUGUUAAUGAUGGCACAGGAUUGGGAUUUGGUAUAAUUGGCGCAAGGACGAGUGGCGUUAUUGUUAAAACCAUUUUAGCGGGAGGCGUCGCAGACAGGGAUGGCCGUCUGAAAUCUGGUGAUCAUAUAUUGCAGAUAGGUGAUGCGCACCUGAUGGAGAUGGGGUCGGAGCAGGUGGCGGGCGUGCUGCGCGCCUCCGGCUCGCGAGUCCGCCUCGUGGUGGCGCGCGCCGCCGACCCCGCCGCGCCGCCCGUCCACGCUGCGCAUGCUCACCAUCCCGCGCCGCUCGUGCCUGCAAGAUUGCUCUCAGACCCCGAGGCUCUGGACCGCUACCUACUGGAUGCUGGCUUCGAGCAAGUGUUCCAUACUCAACCUACACCAGUUCCUCACAACUCCAACGCGUCGCGAUUCGUAUUCGACCGCUCCAUUACUCCACCACCUGAAGCAGACGCCGAAUCACCUGAGGUUGAUAGAUUCACGGUGCAGCUGAAGAAAGAUGAAAAUGGACUUGGAAUCACCAUAGCAGGCUACGUAUGCGAGAAAGAGGAGCUAUCAGGUAUAUUCGUGAAGUCCGUGACGCCGGGCAGUGCUGCGGCGCUGAGCGGCAAGGUACGCGUCAACGACCGCAUCGUCGCCGUCGACGGCGUGUCGCUCGCCGGCAAGUCUAAUCAGAGAGCCGUCGAUGCCUUGAAGCAGAGUGGGAAUAUUGUUACGUUGGAGUUAGAGAGAUAUCUCCGCGGUCCGAAGUUCGAGCAGCUCCAGCAAGCGAUAGCGGCGGGCGAGUCGGCGGCCACCGCCGCGCCGCCACACAACCCCUUCCUGCACAUGCACCGCCCCGACUCGAUGGCGUCGCCCGAACAUGAUAUACCUAUGGCGCAGCUGCAUAACACCAUUUCAGUGGAAAGUGCAGUAGAAGAGGCGGGUAGUUCGUCUCCGCCGGCUGCGCCUGUGGUGACGCGAGCGCAGCCCGCCUUCGAGAUGCCGCGCACUCAUGAGCAGAAGGAGGCCAUCAGGAGGAAGUGGCAAGCUAUACUCGGUGACGAGGUGGAGAUAGUGGUGGGCGUGGUGGUCCGCGGCGGCGGCGGGCUGGGCAUCUCGCUGGAGGGCACGGUGGACGUGGAGGGCGGGCGCGAGGUGCGGCCGCACCACUACGUGCGCUCCGUGCUGCCCGAGGGACCCGUCGGCCGCGCCGGCGUGCAUCGACCCGGGGAUGAGCUGCUCGAGGUGAACGGGCACCGGCUCUUGGGCAUGAACCACCUAGAAGUGGUGUCGAUCCUGAAGGAGCUAUCGAGCGAAGUGUGCAUGGUGUGCGCGAGACCUCGUCCCGCGCCGCCUAUCGAUCUGGCGCCGCCCGCCGCCACACUCGUCAAGGCGAAGUCAGACGGUAGUCUAGCGGGCGCGGGCGCGGAGGAGGGCGGGUCGCUGUCGGCGGGCGGCAAGGUGCGCUCGCGCAGCCUCGAGCCGCUCACUGGACUUGCUAUGUGGUCCUCGGAACCACAAAUUAUUGAACUCGUGAAAGGCGAGCGCGGCCUCGGGUUCUCGAUCCUGGACUAUCAGGACCCGCUGCGGCCAUCACACACGCUGGUGGUCAUCCGCUCGCUGGUGCCGGGCGGCGUCGCGCAGCAGGACGGCCGCCUCAUACCCGGGGAUAGACUGCUCUUUGUUAACGAUCAGAACCUAGAAGACGCGAGCUUAGAACAAGCAGUGGCAGCUCUGAAGGGAGCACCUCGCGGCGUGGUCCGCAUCGGCGUGGCCAAGCCGCUGCCGCUCGCCGACGCGCCGCCGCCGCUGCCGCAUACCGCGCCGCCCACACAGCCUUAGAGACACACGGAAGACGAUACACGACAAUGCAGAAGCCGACCUUGAAAGAGAAAGGUAAGGAAUAUAGCAUUUUAUGGGGUUGAAACACGGUAAAAAAUAAUCAAUAAACGUUUCAAACAUAAUUUUCUUGUCGCUGGUUUGUUUAAAAAAAAAAAAGUUUUGAAAAACAACACGCUAGUCAUGUAUUGUCAUCAGAACUCAGAGCGUGUGCAAAAUUUCAUCCGUAUAGAAAACCGGGAAGUGGGUCAAAUAAAGAUUCUUACAUACAUAUUUACAAGCGAAGCUAAUAUAAACGUGUUCAAAAAUCCAUCACCAUAUUCUAAUCGACUAGGUCGAAUUUGUACUAGGUCAGGCUUCUGCAUAUUUACGUUUUCAAAAUAUUUGCUCAUUUAGACAUUCCGAUAUCGGAGAGAGUUGUCAUUAAAAGACAGAUUUUAUUAAUUCUGCACUACCACCCAUCUCUCUCUACCGAUGCUAUUUAUAUUAAUAGUCUUAUUAUUUACUGCGAUAUAUUACUGUAAGUUUAAAUGUUUAUUCUCUUUAUUCUCUUUCGUGGCUAGUGUUUUAUUAUGAACAUUACUUGUGUGUAUUGUGGUUAUAAAAUACUUUGAAGCCUAUAUGUGAACAAUGUAUUACUUUCUGUAAGCACGUGUUGAGUGCUGAAACCUUUUGACCACCUGUAACAGUCAUAACCUGCAUUUUAUUGUGCUAUAAAGCCCAGAUUGUAGGUAUUUUUAAACUGUCAUACAUAGUUGUUUAAAAAUGUCAUUACAGUUGCGUACACUAGCAACAAUUCGAAAACUAGCGAUUGGUCGAUAGGACCAAGAUCGGCUAAAUAUUGUCAAAAGGUUAAUUUUUAUUUAUCUUCAGCAUUCCAUUAAAAUUAAAAUCAUGACUUAAACGUAAUUGUGACAAUAUUGUAUGAUAAUGAAGUUGUACUUAAUCUACCUUUCUUGAGUAGAGGACAUAGUAAGCGUUGGAAUACACUGGAUGAGCGGUGUAAUGAGAAAAGACGAGUAAGGAAAAUGAAGGCCUUUCUAAAUUGUAUUCAUCCGAUGAUAUCAUUGGGAUAGGAAUUCGAUUUUGAUGUCCAGAUAAUCGAAUAGAUAUCGAUGACGGUUUUAUUUACCUUUUCUCGUUGCUCCCCUCCUCCAUUCUAUCCCAAAGCUAAUGUAGCUAUGAUAACCCGCCUUAAACUUAAAUCAGCUUGCAAAUAGACUUCUCGUUCAUGUACUUAAUUGAAUGAUAUGAUAGUAUUAUUCGUGUGAUUUUGUAUUCCAUAUAAGAAAUACUCGUAAAAUGUGAUUCAAGUCGUUUAUUUAUAGACAUAUCAAAAGUUUACAUAAAUUGAUCUUAACAUUCUGUGAUGCAUUCCGACACUUUAUGUACUUAACUGCCAAUCAUAGAAUUUGAACAAGCCUUUGUCAAUUUAUAAAAUGUUUAAAGUUGUUUUAUUAAUUAGAUAGGUAAUCAUUACUUAAAUGUAUUGAAUUUAUUCAUAGUAUUUUAAUGUUAGUUUAUUUAAAAGUAUUACAAAAUAUCUACCUGAAUUGAUUAAAUUUUUCUCAUUAUCUUGAUGUUAAUUCCUUUACAAAUAUCAUCGUCCAUUCCAAUUUUAUUGGUAUAUGUAACUUGAGGAAUAAAUAAAACUUAAUAUUACA
Messenger RNA from Helicoverpa armigera (cotton bollworm), 4324 nucleotides. RefSeq names its product patj homolog (gene Patj). The transcript has 17 exons. Lineage: Eukaryota; Metazoa; Arthropoda; Insecta; Lepidoptera; Noctuidae. The record is from RefSeq and is a predicted model, not a curated record. Gene Ontology annotation, molecular function: protein binding. Bases 324 to 2663 code for a protein of 779 amino acids.